Molecule: messenger RNA, 3407 nt
Organism: Paramisgurnus dabryanus
Lineage: Eukaryota; Metazoa; Chordata; Actinopteri; Cypriniformes; Cobitidae
Source: RefSeq, a predicted model, not a curated record
UAGAUUACAUAGGAAACCAAAACAUUUGUUGUAUUCAACGAGGUAUUUGUGCAAGAGUUCAGUUUAGUAACGAGUCAAACUAUAAACAAACAGAAACCGGAAGUAUGGUUCUGACUAGACGCGCGAUCUCGUCACCGCACGUGCGUCCGAUGAAACGGUCUAUAGGCCUCGCUGAAUGUACAAAUAAUCAUCAGUUUCUUCAGAGAGUAUCAGAACCUGCAUACACUCGCCAUUUAAAAUGCAGAAAUGCAGAAAAAAACAUGUUGCUUACCUUCUUUUGAGUAAUGCAGUUGUUUUUCCCUCCAUUCCGUCUGCCUGCAGCUCCAUACGUUAACUAACGCGCGCCUUUACCUCGUUGAUUCAGCAUCGCCCCUCCACUGUAAAUUAACCAAUGACGAUGCAGCAUUUGUGACUGACGGCGCUCUCUUCUAAUGCUGACGUUGGGGCUGCAUCAUCUACAAGGUUCAAGGUUCACAGUGUUUUUGCGCCAACUGAAGCUCAAAAAAGAAAACCAAGAUGGCGGUGCAGCAUCUAUAAGCGGUUAUUUUCCCGGCAGCCCCCGACACCAGUUAAUAUUGCUCUUCCAUAGAUGUUACUGAUACAUUUGAUAGUAGCGGUUGGAGCUCCAAAUAUAAAAAAAAAUGGCGCAGAAGUACAACUCACGGUGGAGGAGAAAGGUGAAGAGCCAGCAAAAUACUUGCAAAAGAUACAGAAGAAAGGACACACAAGGACAGGAAAAUAGAGAAGCAACAAACUUGAGGUCAAAUGAUUGCAGCACUGAGCAAGUGACCAGAUCUGCUAAUUUGGAAGACUCUUCAAACACAAAUGUGUUUAACAUCCAUUAUGCCAACCAUUCAUCCCAUUGCUAUGGACACACAAGUGAGAUGCAUCACUCUGGUCUUAAUGUUGAAUCAGAGCCCGAACAGCCUAUUUACAUGGAUACAUUUCCUGAGCACCUACCUGAAUUUGUUGAAGAAGGAACUUUAGAUGACAAUGCGUUAUUUGAUGAAGACUUUUCAAUUGAUGAUGACCUAUCAUUUGAAGACAGUUUUGAGCUUAACCAAGAGGAGGGGACAGAACUCGAAAGCUCUACAAACACUGAUCAUCCACUGUACAGAAAUGCACCAAUUUCUGUUGCAGAGAGUCUUCUCCUAAUAAUGACUUUUGCAAACAGACACAAAAUAACAGGAAAAGCUCUCAGUGAUUUGCUUACAUUAAUAUCUCUGCACUGCCCCUCUGAUACACAGACUGAGUGUCUUAAAAAUUUACACAAAUUUAAACAGUUUUUUGAUGAUCCCUCCUCUCUGCUUUUGCACAAAUAUUGUAGCUCAUGCUUCAUGAUUGUUGAGAGUACAGACACCCAGUGUAAAACCUGUGAAGCCAAUGUGUUGAUGGAGGGGUCAACCUCCUAUUUCAUUGAGGUUCCCAUUGAAGCACAACUGAAGAGAUUGUUUGCUCAGGAAGGUUUUGAAGAAAAACUUAAGUUCAGGUUUAAUAGACAUAAAAAGUGUCAUGACAGUAUUGAAGAAAUAUAUGAUGGAGAAACCUAUCAGAAAUUUACUACUUGCAAUGGGCCUCUCAGUGAUUCCAGAAACAUUUCGCUAAUGUGGAACACAGACGGCAUACCUAUUUUUAAGUCAUCAAAGUUUUCUGUUUGGCCUUUUUAUUGUGUCAUAAACGAGUUAAAUUUUGUUGAACGCACGAAACGAGAAAACAUGAUAUUUGCAGGUGUUUGGUUUGGGGAUUCAAAGCCAUCAAUGUUGACAUUCCUUGAACCACUGUGUGGCACUCUAAACAAAAUUGAAACGGAAGGAAUUUCUCUUCAGUUUGCAGGAGCUCAAGAACCUUUCAUAUGCAAAGCCUUUACCAUUGCAGGAACCUGCGAUUUGCCUGCAAAAGCUUUGGUACUUAAUACUGUUCAAUUCAAUGGACAUUUUGGGUGUCUAAAGUGUGAACAGCCAGGUCAAACAGUGAAGACUGGAGAGAGAGGUCAUGUCCAUGCCUUUCCUUUCCAGAAGACAGAUCCAAAAGGCCCGCCUCGUACUCACAAGGGGUUUGUAGAUUAUGCUAAGAUGGCCUAUGAUUCCAAUAGCGUUGUUCGUGGGGUGAAGGGACCUACGUUUCUCAGCAGACUAACAAGCUAUGAUUUGGUCUUGGGCACAGGUAUAGACUACAUGCAUUCUGUACUACUGGGAGUAAUGCGUCUAUUGAUGUUUUUGUGGUUUUCCACAGAGUUCUCUCGAUGUGCAUUCAGUAUGGUCAGAUCAAUCAAAGAAGUUGACAAACGUCUGAAAGAAAUAAGGCCACCAUGUAUGAUUCGAUUCCCUCGCUCUGUCUCUUCUCACAGGAUGUUCUUUAAAGCAUCUGAGUAUCGGUACAUUUUGCUGUUUUUCGGGCCAGUUGUAUUCCGGGGCAUUCUUGCAGGACUGUACUACAACCAUUUCCUGCUCCUUAGUGAAGCAAUCUUUAUUCUUCUGAUGGAGUCAAUAACACCUGCUCAAAUAGAUCAUGCUGAGAAACUUCUCUGGAAUUUCUGUUCUCAAAUGAGUGGACUCUAUGGUGAGCGAUACAUGACAGCCAAUUUGCACUUACUUGUCCAUUUAGCUGAUAGUGUGAGAGCUCUUGGACCUCUGUGGACACACUCUUGCUUUCACUUUGAAGACAAAAAUGGGUACUUGCUCCGUCUUAUACAUGGAACCCAGAAUAUACCUGCCCAAAUGGUAAAUGCUGUAAGGACUAUACAAUCUCUCCCUAGCAUCACACAAAACACAAAGCUGAACAUAGUAACUACUGAGUUUUUGGCCAGAAUGACAAAUAGCAAUAGUUAUCAACCAAGUAAUGUUGUCAAUAGUGUGGCCAUGUUAGGGGCAUCAUUCAAUAGAUGCCUUGAAACUGAUGAUCUUUUUCUUCUGGAACAGUUUCUUGGUCAGGCUUUACAUAGUAAUGUCGUCAAGGCAUAUAACAGAGCUCAAAUAGGGAAAAUAAUUUACACUUCCCAGCAGUAUGUCAAAACCAAAAGACGAAACAAUUACACAGUGUUGUUUUAUGAUGGUGCGCAGAUCAAAUAUGGACAGAUUAAAUUAUUGUGUUCCUACAAAGAACCCAAUGAAGGUCAAAAUGAGAUAAAACUUGCAUUUUUGAAUGAAUUUGCAGUUGCAAGCAUAAAUCUUCUACAAGAUACUUUGACAGGUGGAACGUGUUUCCAUAUUGUUAGCCUCCUGGAAGUUCCUGUGAGAAAGACAGUGGUAGGACUUGAAAGUAUUUUGGGGAAGUUGAUGUUCAUUGAUUUGUCCUCAAUGCCUGGUAUUGUGUUUGCUGCACAUUUCCCUAACAAACUUGAAAGGGACUAAAGAUAUUUUAAAGUCAAAGAUAUGAUCUUAUUUUGAACAGAAGAGCCCAUGAUUUUU